This is a messenger RNA of Blepharisma stoltei, 1416 nucleotides long. Lineage: Eukaryota; Ciliophora; Heterotrichea; Heterotrichida; Blepharismidae. The record is from the annotation of a GenBank genome assembly.
AUGUCUCAACCGUCAAAAUUUGAAGCAGCUCGCACAAAGCAAUUCGAAGAAGCACGUUUUGAUCCUUAUAAGCAACGGCAUGGACUCUUUUCAAUUCCUGGAAAUUUAGCUAUAGGUGAUGAUGUUUACGCUAGAGAGCCAGCAUCAAAGAAAGGCCCAGAUGGAAAGAUAAUAACUGCUCCAAGAAAUUUUUUGACAAUCAUGCCAAAGACAGGCCAAGUCAAAGAAGGCUAUUUUUCAACUCCUGAGUAUGUUUGCGGCACUUAUCAAGAUCCUCCUCCAAAGUACCUGAAGGAAAGAGAAAAUGCCGAAAAAAUGAUGAGUUUUCACGGAAAACCAUGAAAAUCUAAUGGAGCAUUUAAAGAGCCGCUUGCUAUGUUUGAAUAUUCUUCAGUUCAAGCAGAUCAAAGACCAAACCGAAGAGGUCCAGAUGGAAAAAUUACUCUAGGGCCAAAAGGCUUUUUCACAUGCCCAGCAAAGAGAGGGUCAGGAUCUGCAACACCUGGAGUAACAAUUGGAAAAUAUCCUGAAUAUAUGUCAAGCCCUUACGAUAGCCAAGAAGAAUGGCUUAGAGAGCAAAGACUAGAUUAGAUUAAAUAAGAUUAAAUUCUAAGCAGGUCUUCGGUUUUUAUUUCAACCCUCGCAAUCCCAGGCAGGCUUCAGGUUCAAGCGGCCCUAGUUACCUGACGUCACACCACAUUAUUUUAUGUCAACAACACCAGUCUUUCGGGAAGACUAGCCGAAGCUUAUGCUGGUCUGAUUAAUGCUGCACUUACUCCCUCAAACUCUGAUAGUGCUAAAGUAUGGGUAAAAUGUCUUAGUGCCUCUUCGGACUACCAGCAGAUAGAAGUAUAAAUUGCUUCCCAGUAGUGUAUCUAGAUAUUGCGUUCUCGGUAUAUCGUCUGUGGGUCAAAAAAAGAAUCCCGACCAUGCAAAAAAACCCACCCCGAACUUCCUAAAAGGAUGGGAUCCGCUUGUCUGUGACCGAUAUCAACUCAUCAGCUACCCUGGACCUAUUCACCACUCGCCAUCUUUUAAAAAGUGAGAAAACAAAGAAGAAAAGAAAAAUCUUUGAGAUUAGACGCACCAUUUAGGCCUACAUCUUGCAAUGGAAGGAACUUUACAAAUAGUAAGACACUUUACGAUUAUUCUCAUACUUUAGCAUCAGCUGGAAAGAAAACUACAUAUGAUGGGGUCAAACAUGAUAAACCGUUUAUGCCAUUUAGUUCAACUCUACCUGGAAAUACUAUUGGGAAAUUCCCUGAACAUGAGGCUGAUCCUUAUCCUGAGAAGGAAAAAAUAGCUGGGAAAAAUGACAAUCUGAUAUGGAAAUCAAAUAAUUACAAACUCAAGACCUGGGUAUCACCACCUUUGAGUUCUUUUGCAAGAAAUGUGAAGACAGCAUUAGCAAUUUAA